Molecule: messenger RNA, 425 nt
Organism: Ostreobium quekettii
Lineage: Eukaryota; Viridiplantae; Chlorophyta; Ulvophyceae; Bryopsidales; Ostreobiaceae
Source: the annotation of a GenBank genome assembly
AUGGUGACGAAGAAGCUUCCCGGAUGCGUCGUGCUGACGUCAUCCCCUGCAGCAGUCUUGCCCGGCCCGUUCAGCGUCUUGUACGCCUCCACCAAGGCGUUCGUCUCCUCCUUCGGCGCGUCCCUCGCCGGGGAGGUCAAGUCGCGCGGCAUCGACCUCCUGGUCUUCCACCCCUCACCCGUGGCCACCAACUUCUACGCCAACCAGAAGCGCAUCGACGCCCUGGAGUUCUUCAAGCGCUUCGCCUGCCCCGCGGACGCGAUCCCCGACAAGGUGUUCAGCGCGGUCGGCCGGACGGUGUGGCAGGACCUGGGGCCCACGGCGGUGGCGUUCCGGAUGCUGACCAAGCUGCUGGACUUCAACACGCUGGCGUCGCUGGUGGCGGUGACCGCCCACACGACGGGAGACUUCAAGAGGCACAACGU